Molecule: messenger RNA, 6842 nt
Organism: Helicoverpa zea (corn earworm)
Lineage: Eukaryota; Metazoa; Arthropoda; Insecta; Lepidoptera; Noctuidae
Product: thyroid receptor-interacting protein 11-like
Exons: 10
Coding region: 135-4676 (1513 amino acids)
Biological process (GO): endoplasmic reticulum to Golgi vesicle-mediated transport; Golgi organization
Cellular component (GO): Golgi apparatus
Molecular function (GO): small GTPase binding
Source: RefSeq, a predicted model, not a curated record
UGUUUUGCCAACUGGACAAAAUCCUGUCACUUGUAAAAAUAAUGCAAUUUUCUUAUUGUUUACAUCGCUUAUUACUAUUUUUUUCCGUUUCAAUACUUUAGUGUGAUAUGUGACGCUAGAAAUUCACGGUAAAAAUGUCGUGGCUUAACUUAAAUAACAGUUUAAACAGUCUUAAAGGCCAGUUAACAAAUUUCGCAUCUGAAGUGUUAUCUGAGAGUCCUGCACAGGAUAUUGCUGAUGAAAGUUUACAAGAAGACUUUUCUGUGAAAGAACUAGAGGAGAAAUGUCGAAACCAAGAGCUCGAGAUUGCAUCUCUAAAGAAGUCAGUUGAACAGUUGCAAUCUUCUUUGCAGUCUGAGAAGCUCAGUAGAAAGAAUGGCGUCAAGGAAGAAGAGUCCAGUUGGUACUGGGACCCGCCGCCCCAAACGUCGAAAAUAUCAGAGCAUGACCACGAAAGGAACUACAGAAAGCAGUUACGAGAAUCACAAGAUGAUACCCUGAAGGAAAGAGAUACCAUUGACCUCAGACCUGAUAAUGAAGUCGAAAGACUGAGAGAAGAAAACAGAAACCUUACGUCAAACUUAGAAGAUCUAGACAACCAACAUCAACAGGCUAUGGAAAGACUUCUCACAUUGAAAAGAGAGCUGCAGUCUAAUUUCGAAGUUUUGAAAGAAGAGCAUGAAGAUCUCAAAACUACAAAUGAGGAAUAUGCAGCCCAAAAUAAGAAGUUAUUAGCGACUAUUGACGAUCGGGAAAAAGAGUUGGAUAAUGCUAAGGCAAUUAAGGCUGAUUACGAUACCUUGCAACAUAAGUAUCAGAAUCUAGAGAGAAUACAUGGUCUGCUCAGAGAGAACGCUGAAAAAUUCCAGGAAGAAAAUCAAGAAUUACACGAGGAAGUAUUUAAGCUCCAAGAACAGGUAACAAAGUUAGAGCAUGAAAUAGAAGUAGCUAACAAGCGUUUAGAUGUAUCAGAUAUGGUUCCAAGAGAAACUUAUGAAGAGCUUCUGAAAGAAAUUAAUGAAUUGAAGGAUAGGAGAAAUUCAAAUCAAAUCCAUUUAGAUGAAAUCAAUAUAGAUGAUAAUGCUAAAGGUGUGAUUGAGACUCUCAAACGAGAUAUUAGUGAACUGAAACAUAAACUAGCUCAAAAAGAAAGUAGCUGUCAAGAAACUGUAGACAAUAAAACAAUAAAACCUGAAAAGAUCAUGCAAUUGUACAACAAAUAUGUAAACUUUGAACUUCCUAUUGAUUAUGUUGGCGAAAUACCAUCAGCUGGUGAUAAUAUAGUACUCUUCAAAUUAGAAAGUGCUUUCAAAACUUUACAUUCAUUUAAAAAAGAAAUAGAUGUUUUAGACCAUCAGUUGUCAGAGCAAAAAUUAAAUUCCAAUCAUCUUCAAACGCAAAUAGAUGAUAUAACCACAGAAAACGAUUUCCUAACUACUGAUAUACAACAUCUUGAGAGAGAACUGAAUGAGAUGAAGAAAAACAAUGAUUUCCUUAUCUCUGAGAUUGCAAAUCUAAAGAAUACGUCCAAGUUAGAACCCAUAAUAGAAACUCAUGAAGAUAACUUAGCAAAAUUAGAGACGGAACUUGCUGAUUCUAACAAACUGAAUAAAAUCUUUGAGGCAGAAAUCCAAAGGAUACUCAGGGAACUUGAUGAAGUAAGAACCGAAAAAACCAAGCUUCGUGAUUCUAUGCAUGAGUUGAAACAGAAAUAUACGACGAUGAUGGAUGAGUUCGAGAUGUUCAAAAAUCAAAGCAACGCAGUGGCAGAAUUAGAAAUGACCGUCAAUAAUAAGGAUCACGAAAAUAUUAAAAAGUCAGUAGAUGAAAUAGAUGACCUUAAAAAACGUCUAAACGCCUCAAAUGCUAAGAACGAGCAGCUUUCCAUAGAUAUACAUAUUUUAGAAAAUGAUAAAGUUUUACUAACAAAGAAAGUAGAUGAUCUCAAAGUCGCUUUAGAUGAGAAGUCUUAUGCUCACAAGGAAUUAGAAACAUUGAAGGCUACCUUGGAUCAUAAACUGCAUGACUUUGAAACUAAACUUGAUGACGUGAUAAAACACAAACAAGAAGUAGAGAGCGACAAACAUAAUUUGCAAGAAAAAGUUGCGCAUUUGGAAAACCAACUUACCAAUGCCAGUACAUCUGGUGAGGAGAAAUUAGCACAUAUGUCUACAGAAAAAAGUAUUUUAGCUGAAAAGUUGCAACAAGUUUCUAAAGAAAACGAGACUCUUGCAGAAUCUAUUGAUGUAUUGAAAAAAGCAAUCGCCGAAUUACAGCAGAAAGAGCGAGAGCUUUUGACAGAGAACACAAAUCUGAAAAGAGAUAUUAUAUCUGAAAAACAGUCCAAAGUUCAUGAAGAAACCAGCAAUGGCCAAAGAACUGAAACUAUUCAUCAGGAUAUUCUGAGUCUCAAGGAAGAAAAUAAAAAACUCCACGAAAGGAAGAUGGCACUUGAAGCUGAGCUGUCUGCAACUGAUAGUAAAAUUGUUCACUUGGAAGAUGAAUUCGAUAAAUUGAUAGGAGAUCUCGGCGAAAAAGAUUCCCUGAUUGACGGCCUUAAUAGUACUGUGCAGCAAAAUAAAAUUACAAUAGAUACAUUGAAUGCAAGUGUAGCUGAUUUGGAAAAGAGUGCAGCUACUAAAAAUGAAGAAAUACUACGCCUAAGGCAUUCAGUAGAACAACUUACACUGAACCUUAGCGACACAAGUUUAAUGGCUAAUCGAGACCAAGAGGAAUUCAAUAGGCUGCACGAUGAAAAAGAUGAAUUGCAUAAACAGAUUUUCUCAUUGAAUGAUGAAAUCAAUUUGAAGAAUAAUAAAAUAUCAACUCUCACGUGGCGUCUAGAAGAAUAUGAGAAAUUCUGCGAAGAAUACAAAGCAAAAAUAAGUGUGAUGGAAAAAGAAGCAAAAGAACUGACUCAACAAAUUCUUGAGUUGAAAGGAAAUGAAGCGACAUUAGAAAACAUAACACAUAAUGAGCAUUACAUCAAACUAUUACAACAGAAGGAAAGCAUCGAGACUGAGGUAGCUCACCUUCAAAGUGCUUUAACGGCUAAAGAGAAGGAAAUAGAAGAAGCGAAAUUUAACUACGCACAAUUAGAAAAAAUGGCAGCAGAAUACAAAUCAAUUAUAGACAGCACGCUUGCCGAAAAAACUGAGCUAAUUAACUUAAUAAACCUAAAACACAAUGAAAGCAUACAGUAUCAUAAUGAGAUUCAGAGGCUAAACCAUGUGAUUUUAGAACAGACAAGUGAAUUUAAGAAGGCCAUAGAAGAAAAGGAUCAUUUAGUACAAAAUUCAGGUAAUUGUACAAAUUGUGAGAAUUUAAGGGUAACGCUUAAAGAGAAGGAUGGAAUUAUAAUAUCUUUGAAUCAGGUUAAAACUGAUUAUGAUAAAGUCAUGGCUGAUCUGUUGAAUGCAAAUGAAACAGUUAAGAAUUUGACAGAGAAGUGUGACAGAUUAGAAAAGAAUUUGGCAGCGCAGUUAGAGACUGCCAAGAAAUUAUCGGCAGAAAAAUCACAGUUGUCGGAGCAAGAACAGAACUCGGUGAAGGAGUUGGAACGCUUGCGGCGCCACCUGGUGGAGACUGAGGACAACUAUACCCAGGAGUUGAUGGUCUCCGAGCAGAAGCUGACGGAGUGCCAGGCCAGGCUACACCAGGUGGAGGAACGGGCUAAACAGAAUAGUACUGUUUAUACUAGCAAUAGCAUCCGAGCAAACCAAGAGGUAGAAACCUACCGCAACCAGAUCAAACUCUUGGAGAAGCAACGCGAGGACGUGCAGGCGCGGCUGGGCGACGCGGAGGACGCGCGGUCCAGGAGCGAGGCGGCACUCACUAAUCUGCAGGUCGUGUUGGAGCAGUUCCAAUUAGAAAAAGAAAGAGAAAUCCACACAGCCACAGAAAAGAUCAGAAACAAACUAGAAGAAGUAAGACGAGAGAACAUAGGUCUUCAAGCAGAGAUCUCCCGACUGAACCUCAAACUCGAAGAGGCGUUAGCUGGUCUCCAAGCCGCGUCCAGACUUGGUGAUCAGGUGGAAACCAAGAGAGCUGAAAUCAAUGAUUUGAAGGAACAAGUCCGGACGCUCCAGACAUCAGUAGCGGCGGCUGAGGAGCGCUACUACAACGCCAUCUCCAACCAGCAGGAUAAAGUGGAUAAGAAUCUGGUGAAGAACUUAGUUAUCAACUACGUCAUGACUGCUGGGGGUAACAGUACUAAUAAAACACAAGUCCUCCGCGUCCUUUCAACAGUCCUGGACUUCAACCAGAGCGAGUGCGAGCGCCUCGGACUCGCCCGCUCGGCCGCCGCGCCCGAUAGCCUCGCGGCCGAGUUCGUCAAGUUCUUACAAAACGAGUCCAAGCCCAGGGCUCAGCUGCCCAACAUGAUGACGCUAGCUCAGGGUAACGGGAGCAGGAGCAAUACGCCUAGUUCGAGGAAGAAUUCUGCUAUAGGCCCGCCCCCAAUAGCUGCCAUACCGAAAUCAAACCACAGUCGCAACCCCUCAACCAGUUCAAGCAACCUUCUUUUCCAAAACAUAGACUCUAUAGAGACAGCAUCCCAGCUCUCGCGAGAGUCCGACCGAGAGCCGAGAGUCCUGACACAAAGUCUCGACACCGGUGUCAACCAAACUAGGAACACAGAGGGCGCUAUACUGAAAUCUGUACUGAAAGAUAUGUGAUUUUAAUAAAUACGUUUUGUAAGAUUAACCCGAACGAUGAUUAGUGUAAAUGAUGCUUUUGAAACUUUCAUUGAAGUCUAGAAUAUGCCAUUAAAAUAUCUACCUUAACAUUUUAAAAUAAGUUUGAAAAUUGCAUAAUAACUGUUGACAUGUUACUUUCAGGCGUUAAAAAUGUCAUAUUUUGGACUUCUUAUAAAGUUUCCUCUUCAGUAUGAAGGUUGAAUAUUUUGAGCAAUAAGAAUGAAUGAUUCUGAAUUCCAUACAAUAUACUCAUUCAUUUAUUUAUUGUUUUAAUUCCGUCUAAAUUCAUCAAUUGAUAGCAUUUUUAUUUUAAUCUGUGUAAUAUGUUCUUUAGUUGAAUAUUUUGUUAUUUUCAAUGCUCAUAAAAAAACGGAUCUGUCACUAGAAUCUGACAAUUCCGUAAAUACGCAAAAUCCGCGUUAAAAAUUUUGAUCCCAUUAAAGUACGUUUUUGGUAACUGAUAGAUUUCUCAAAACAAUAUAUUGUACAACACACUUUAUUUUAUGAUCAUAUAUUAAGAAAAUUAAAAUAAAUAAUGCUUUUAGGCAGUCGGAAUACCUUCUCAAACUUUCCAUUUUGCAAGGAGACAUUGCAAUUAUUCAAUAAUAAUGAUUAUAAUUACCACCUAGAUAUCCCAAUACAUGUUUGAUUGUGAAUUAUCAAUUUCCAAAAAUAUCUAACUGACAGAACUUUUAAAGUGAAAGACGCCAUUUUACAAGAAUCAUACCCUAUAUCCCCUAAUAUUGAAUUCCAUGACUAACUAAUAUCCAAUGUCCAAUUCUUGGUAAAAUAAUUAUUUUUGGAUAUUUUAGGGAUUGAUAAUUUCUGAUCGUAACAUGUAUACUAUAGGUAUUGCUCACGAUGUCACUUGCUUCAUAAGAUAAUAAAUAAAUAACUGAUGUACCAAAAAAUAACACGUGUUCGAAUUUACAACCUCCUUUUUGGGGAGUCGGUUAAAAAAUCACAAAAUGUACCUGCUGAAUCGAUUAUUUCUGACGGUCCUUAUACAUUAUUUAAUUUAAUUGAAUUAAUAACUUCACAAACGCAUUAUAAUAAGCAUUUAUAUAUCUGUGUAUAAAAUGUUCAAACGUCAUCCAUUUUAGCUUUUCAUUAACUUUCAGUAGUUUUAGUGUUUGUAUAGUUAUUUUGGUGCCUUAAAUAUCUUUUAGCUAGCUGCCUAGGAAGGGAAAAUAUACCUACCUAUUUUAUUUCUACUGAAAUAUCUGAUUUCUGUCUUUUUUGAAGAAUUUUGAACCUAAUGUCGAUAUUAUAAGGUUCAAUUUUUCAGUUUUAUUCUCUGUAUAACUUUCAGACUUGCCUUAUAGUAUUGUUUAGACAGUUGCAAGAAAAAGACAGUAGAUUUCUUAUUAAAUUGACCUCUAAUUCAUAUUAUUUUUUGACAUCUUUGGCGUUAUGAAAUAACAGAAGCGUACUCGAUAAAUUCAAUCAAUCGAUUUUGUCGUACGAGUUAGUUAAUCACUACUUUCACCGAAUUUUGGCAUCCCUAUUUUUGUAACUAUUCUUACGAUUUAAUCAAUUGAUAUCACGAAUGUUUUACUUUAUUUCCAUCAUCUUUUGAAGUCGAUUAAAAUUGUUAUCGAUAUGAAGUUUGCUUUUCUAAGGUUCCGUUAAAAAUGGUAGGUUUUCCCGUCGAGUCCAUCCGUCACACAGCUGAUAAUCUUAUUAAUUAAGUUGUAUAGAAUUGUACAUUGUGUAAUUAUAAACGUUAUUAUAUUAUUUGUAUUCAGUUCAAUCCGUAUUGUGAUCUAAAUGAUUUUCAGCAAAUUAUUCGUAUUACGUAUCUACUUUAUAGUUUUUAAAGUCGGAUACAAAAAUAUUGGUCGUAAUUUCAAUGAAGUAUUGUAUUUAAUUUUAAUUAUUGAUGAAAUAUUAAUCAAUUUGUCCAAUGAUUUUUUUUUACAUGAAACAUGACAUUUUAAAUAUAUCAAAAGCAAUAAAAUAUAGCAAUAUAUUUCUCCUGUAUUUUUGUAUGUGACUACUUAGCGAUACAAUUUGUAAAUUUUAAUUUGUGAAUAUAUUAUUAAAUACUCUAAUAUAUAAUUAUCUGUUAGUCACACCGCAGUCGGUAGCUGCCAAUAUUGUAUUCCUUUCAUAAUGAGGUAAUAAAUGAAUGAUUGAAAUAUA